Molecule: messenger RNA, 180 nt
Organism: Loa loa (African eye worm)
Lineage: Eukaryota; Metazoa; Nematoda; Chromadorea; Rhabditida; Onchocercidae
Exons: 1
Coding region: 1-180 (59 amino acids)
Source: RefSeq, a predicted model, not a curated record
AUGGAGAAGGAAAAUUCCUUAACGGUAAGGAAAAUUUGCGGAAUUAAAGAAGUAUUGCGAAGUAGUAGCAAUGAUGUAAAUUUGGUCGAGAACGGAUCGUCGACGAAUCCAGUAUCAUCCAAAAGUUGGGCAAUUGCUGAUAUACUGGCAGGCAAUGGGGAUAAUGUUGUAGCAAUUUAG